AUGUCAAAUAUCAUUUCAGCUUCUCUUUCUAUGUCCCGGUCACCUUUGAAAACCUACUUCUUGGAAAUCGAACAUGCCGAGAAUGGCCUGAGAUUAUGGCUCCAGAAUCUUGGGAUUCGUAUCCUUCCAGACUCCCUGUACAUCUCAGCCUCCGUGCUGUUUGAAUCGGUCGACCCACACGAUCUCAUAGCUCUCCUCGACAUGAGCAUCAAGGAGCUUGCUACGCAGACGCAGCUCCAGCAAGAGGACAGUAGCACGAUACUUUUUCUGCAAAGAGGGACGUGCUUAAUGGAGGAGAGGAUGUACCGAGCACAAAUGGAGGUUUCAUUAUUCAGUAAAGCCAUGGCAAACUUGUGCGAAAAACUGAACACGACAACUAAUUCAACAAAUUCACCCGCAUCGUGCCUCGCUUCAAAGACGCUGCCUAUGGACGCUGCCGGGUAUGAAGGAGUAGACGAAGAGUUCACCUCGGUCAAAUUCGACUGUUCUAAACGCAUACAGACCACCCGAUCCAAAUGCAUGACGUGGCUUUCCGCAUGCCGCAAAGCAUCGCUUCUGACGUCGUCACAUUUCAACGACACUACGAAACCUGGCGAAUCAAUUCUUUACCUACCCAGUUACUUGAAAGCCCGCGUUGAUGACGAGGCAUGUCGUGCAUACGCGAAUGCAUGCUUUGCGGAAAUCAACAUGCCCCUAGGCAUCGGCACCGACAAAAGCGACAUCAACAGCUUCAAGGCAGCGAGUAAAUCACUAGACGAACUCAAGCAUGACUUCCGUAUUAUGUACUUGAAGAAGCAACGCGCACAGUCCGAAGUGGACAUGUUAUCUGAAGCCAUAGCACGCAGUGUUGGAGGCGCAUCUUCUGCAAGUGCCACGACAAUCGAAUCACCUCUACCUGACGACGAUUGGUUUGACGAUUGGAAUUCAACCUCAUCCCUAUCUUCCGAUUCUGCGCAUCUUCGGUCCUCGAUAGAUAGAGCCGUCGCCUCCCGCUAUAGAGGUUGGCCUUGGGUUUCCUUUGCAGUUCGUGCCGGUCCAUCAUCAUACACACAUCUAUGCUCGCACAUCCUAUCCAACGCUCUCACAUCUAAUCAUCUCCCCAAAUACGACUCAAAGGCCAACCAGGCAUUUGCAACCCGCCUCGCCAGCGUCCUCCAACCAGGAGACCUCGUAUGGGUCCGUGACUACCAUCUCUUGUUAGUCCCUCGCAUGCUCAGGAAUGCGAUGCAUUCUGGUGCUGGUCAUCGGUCUUUUCGUGCACACGCCUUUCCCGAGUUCUGA
This is a messenger RNA of Suillus clintonianus, 1281 nucleotides long. RefSeq lists its product as uncharacterized. The transcript has 7 exons. Gene Ontology annotation, molecular function: catalytic activity. NCBI's taxonomy places the organism in Eukaryota, Fungi, Basidiomycota, Agaricomycetes, Boletales, Suillaceae. Bases 1 to 1281 code for a protein of 426 amino acids. The record is from RefSeq and is a predicted model, not a curated record. Gene Ontology annotation, biological process: trehalose biosynthetic process.